This is a messenger RNA of Lodderomyces oxycetoniae, 4227 nucleotides long. RefSeq names its product SKI complex subunit tetratricopeptide repeat protein (gene SKI3). Gene Ontology annotation, molecular function: protein binding. NCBI's taxonomy places the organism in Eukaryota, Fungi, Ascomycota, Pichiomycetes, Serinales, Debaryomycetaceae. Gene Ontology annotation, cellular component: Ski complex. The transcript has a single exon. The record is from RefSeq and is a predicted model, not a curated record. Bases 1 to 4227 code for a protein of 1408 amino acids.
AUGUCCGGCGUGAAGAGCAUUCUAAAACUUGCUAAGAGCGCUCUUGAACAAAAUGAUCCUGAGUCUGCCUUGGACCAUGUUCGGGCGGCCCUUGAUACUGAGCCUAAUUCAUACUAUGCAUAUGUCUUCCAGGGAAAAGCGUACCAGUUACUAGGAGAUAUGCCAAAAGCAAUAACCGCGUUCAAGAAGGCUACUGCAAUUGAACCCGAUAAUCUUUUGGCCUGGAAAGGUUAUCUACAACUCGUCAAGAACUUAAAUGAUCAUGAACAGUUUUUUUCUGUAUUGACGUCUAUCAGUAGUAUUUUGGUGAGUCAGGGCAUUUCCAUUGCUGAUUCUUUACAAGUUCUUCGAGAGUAUUUAGAAACCCACAAGAUGAAAAACAACGACGAACUAUAUGAAUUGUACCUUAGAAAAAUCAUGCCUGGUACCGAGUUGGGAGAUCUUAUUGGCAGCUCAAUCGAAAACCCUGAGACCAUUUGCAAGAAAUUAUUGGAUUUCAAAGAAAAUCAAGUUGAAAAGGAGGUUGUGGCAAAAAUCUCCAAGGAGAGGGUCAGAUAUGGAAGGACGCUUACUUUAGAUCAGAAAUCCAAACUUGACACUUUGGCGUGGUCAAUAUACAAAAGCGCAAAAAUAUUAGAAUUAUAUGAUGCAUUCCUAAAUAUAUGCAAUGACGAUGCAUUGCGACGCAAAUACCAAGAAAAAUGUCUCAAGUUCAAGUAUGAGCUUUUGAAAGUUUGUCCAGAAAAACCGCCGUUGAUUAAGGACAUUAGACAAUCUAUUGAUGAUAUGAUUUUAUUAAAGACUGACAGUUUGUUUUGUUGGAAUUUGUAUUUCAACUGGAACGAUGAUGUUAGUGUUAAUCAUCUAGAUGAGGAUAAAAUUAUCACAUAUUUAGAUUUAUUUCAAAACGAAGGUUUGGGUCGGAUAUUGUUUGCCUUUGUCAUGAGCGACAUAUCACCCUACAAUAAAAAGAAGAUUGUCGACAGUCUAGCUCAUGGUAGUGUCGAUGAUGCUAUAACACGACAAAAAAAACUGAAUAGCGAUACCAAGAAAGAUUCGAGUAACUUGGAGGGAAUAGCUGUUGACGAUGAUAAUGAUGAUAGUGGUGGUGGUGGUGGUGAUAAGGAUGAUGCAAAUGCUUCAUUUUUUUUGCCCCAGGAAGAGGUUAUUAGUUUAAUGAUCGAGGGUCACGCCAAGGCCAACACUUCAGUGCUAGCUAAUAGGAUAAUUGUACAUUUUUAUAUUCAUCUUCGCGAGUACAAUGUUGCUUCCGAGAGAUGUCGCGAAGGGAUUAAGAUAUUGGCUGAUAUACAAAGGACGUUUGGAGUAGACUUGAGGAAUACUAAGGAUGACUUUUUGUGUUCCCUUGCUAUUGUGUAUACGUAUUAUGAAGCUCCCAAGAAUUUCAGUCGGGCACUUCAGUUAUACGACAAGAUUUUGGAGUCAAAACCGGACGAUGUGAGAGCCAAGGUUGGGAAAGGAUUGAUACACGUAGAGAGAGGCGAUUUGGAAAAAGCUCGAGUUCUCUUGGGAACUGUUUUAAAAGAUCAUCCUGAGAACUUGGAAGCAGUAUCUGAAUAUUAUUGGUGCCUUGUUAAACUUGGGAAACUCGAAGAAGGUAGGAAUGGACUAAAGAGUUUUGUAGCAAAGAUCACUGGUGCAGAUUUACACAGUCGAGAAGUGAGAGCAAUAGCUAACUGGAGAAUAGCAAAGAGUUUUAUAGAAGAAAAUGACGUACAACAAUGCUACCAAUAUUUGAUUCAGUCUUUAAAAGACUCGGACUUGUAUGCGCCUUCAUACACUUUAUUGGGAGUAUUGUUUGAGGAGCAUUUUAAAGACACUGAAAGAGCCCGAAAAUGCUUUUACAAGGCAUUCGAUUUAGAUGCCAACGAAAUAACAGCUGCUAGACAUUUAGUGGAGCAAGCAUUGAUUGAAGAUGAAUGGGAAGUGGCACAAGUGCUUGCUACUAGGGUGAUUAAAAAUGAGCACUCGAGAAGAAUGAUUAUGCGUGGGGAUAUACCUGACGCAUCUUGGCCAUACAGAGUACUUGGUUGCGCGGCACUAAACUUCCGAGAUGACGCAAAGGCUGUGGAGUGGUUUCAAAAUGCACUUCGUAUUGACUCGGGCAAUUAUGCUUGUUGGGUUGGUUUAGGAGAAGCUUAUUCGAAUUGUGGAAGAUUUGAAGCUGCUUCCAAAGUUUUUCAGCACGCACUCAGUCUUGGUCACCAGUAUUCCUGGACAGUGAAAUACAUGUUGGGUGUUGUUCUUUGCGAAAUGAAGAAUUAUAAUGAAGGAUUAAGUCAUUUGUACUCUGCAUUAGAGAAUCAACCUAACGAAGAGUGUAUUAUUAGUGCAAUCUAUGAAGCCAACAUUGAAAAUACCAAAACAUUUAUACAGUUGGGCUUUUUUGGACGUGCAAUUAAUACCAACUUAAAGAGUUUGAGGUUUAUAAAGCAAGCUACUUCAUUGAAUAGCUCUUCUCAGAAAGUUUGGAGGGCUCUCGGAGAUAGUCUCCGAGUAUUCAUCAAGAUACGAGAGUACAUCAAUGAGGCUCCUUUUGACGAAAUUCUUGACAUAUUUGCAAAAGUUGACAUCUCGAAAUUGUCGGAGACUUUGGAUGAUUCAAUUACAAUGGUCUCUAUCAAAUCACAUAUUUCGGAGGGAAGGAAAGUAGAGGCGUUGCUUUUACUUGCGGUUCUAGCAGCCGCUGCGAGUGUCAGUUGUUUGUCUGUUAAGUCAAAUAAGAUCUUGAAGGCAACUGCAUUUUAUAAUUUGGGUUUGAGUUUGUUGGAAGCGUUUCAAAAUUUGGGUAAUCAUUCCUACGGCGAACUUUCCGUGCAGCACUUGAAACAUGCCAUUAAACUUGAGCCUAACAACUCAAACUACUGGAUGGCCUUGGCGAACGUUUACUUUUUUCUGGAACCACUUAUAGCCCAACAUUGUUAUAUUAAAGCCAUUUCUUUGGAGACAAAGAAUGCAGAAGUUUGGGUAAAUUUAGCAGCAUUGUACUUGAAACAUGAUGAUUCUCAACUUGCUCAGCAGACAUUUUUGAGAGCCCAAUCUGUGACACCACAAGAUGCGCAGUCUUGGUUAGGAAAUGCUAUUGCUGCAGAAGCUAGUGGAGAUUUGGAAAAGGCGUCGAGUCAAUACGCACACGCUUUUAUUCUUUCAAAAGGAAGGCUAGCGUUGGCUCAGUAUGUGUUUGGAUUGUCAGUGUUGGAUAGGAGUACUGGUCGUGAUUUGAAAGAUAUUGAAACGGCCCAGGAGUUCAGUAUCAGCAACCAAGCCAUGCAGCUGUAUCUUAAAUACUAUCCAGAUGACGUACCAGCGUUGAACAUUGCAUUGGGAAUAGCAGAGAGGUGUAAAGAUUUUGACAAUGCACUUAAAAUAGGGCAUAAGCUAAGCACAAUCUAUGAAAAAUUAUAUGAAGAAUCUGAGUCUCAAUUGGUAGUGGACAACUUUGCUUCUUUGAAAAGCCAGUUAUCGAGACUCAACUUGGGACUUGGUGCUUUUGAAAAGUCGAUUGAACAGUCGCAAGCUGCUUUGGAUCUUUGCGGUGGUGCUGGUGCUGAGGAAGAGGAAGAGGGGGAUGAGUCUUCACUGAUAAUUAUGAGUAGUAGAAUUACAUUAGGACUUGCUUAUUUUUUCAGCAACAUGUUUCAAGAUGCAAUUGUUCAAUUGAGGCUGUUGUUAGCGGCUUGCGGCCAAUUACCAAGUGUUAUCACUUUAAUUGCCCAAGUCUUGUAUGCACAUAACACCGCAGAGAGUAAACAAGCAGCAAUUGAUCAAUUAUUUGCAUAUAUCGAAGAAAGUGGAUCGUCGUUAUCAGUUAUUCUCACUUUAGGUGCCAUUUCGUUGGUGGAAAACUUGUCAGAGUACCUAGAUGCAAUUAAGGAUGAGUUGCUUGGGUUGAACUUGAAUGAAAUUGUUUCUGAUACUCACCGGGAAAUUCCCAAGCUUUUGGAUGAGAUUAACAAAAGGAUUGGAGACAAUAAUGAAAAAAUUUGGCUUAGAUAUGCUUAUUUGUUUCCAUCCAAUUACAAUAUUUGGAAGAACAUAAAUCCUGACAUUGCAAAACAGGUUGUUUUAUCAGCAGAUAAUAAGGUCACAGGUAGCGAAUAUGCUGAAGCAAUGAUCAAAACAGGUAAAUUACGUGAUAUUCAAAGAAGUUUAAUGAUGAAUCCCUGCAGUCCCGUAGCAAUUGAAGCUUUGAAUAUGUGUUUUUAA